Molecule: messenger RNA, 3012 nt
Organism: Molossus molossus (Pallas's mastiff bat)
Lineage: Eukaryota; Metazoa; Chordata; Mammalia; Chiroptera; Molossidae
Product: SLA class II histocompatibility antigen, DQ haplotype D alpha chain-like
Exons: 6
Coding region: 469-1197 (242 amino acids)
Biological process (GO): antigen processing and presentation of exogenous peptide antigen via MHC class II; immunoglobulin production involved in immunoglobulin-mediated immune response; peptide antigen assembly with MHC class II protein complex
Cellular component (GO): membrane; MHC class II protein complex
Molecular function (GO): MHC class II protein complex binding
Source: RefSeq, a predicted model, not a curated record
ACAGCACCUGCUGGGACCACCUUGAGAAGAGGAUGAUCCUAAACAGAGCUGGGAUCUGGGGGGCCCUCGCCCUGACCGCCAUCAUGAGUCGCUGUGGAGGUGAAGACAUUGUGGAGAAAUCAGAUGUUUUUCUCUAAGGGUCACCACUGUUACAGAAGCAGAGACCUUAGAAGAAUUGCUUACUUUUUAUGUACUUUGUAAUAUUGUCACUGUCCUUAUCAUACCCUUUCAUAUACUCUUAAAGAGUUAAAGGAAACUCUUUUAAAAUAAUUAUCUCAUGUGUGCUUUAACUUGGUUUAAAAAUAAAAGGAGGAAGGAGUCCAUGUAUACAAAAUGUUGUUCUGAGCCAGUCCUGAGGGAGAGGAUCCACAAUGAAUGUGUUCUUAACUGAUGAAGAAAUUAAGUGAGAGAGAAAACGUAUGAAGCAGAUGGAGGUGACCUGAGUCUCUGGGACAGAAAGCUAAUGCCAUGGUCAUUCGUUCGUUCCCUGUUUCAUCCUGUGACAGUGUUCAUGCUGACCACGUUGCCAACUAUGGCGUAAACUUCUACCAGACCUACGGUUCCUCUGGACAGUACACUCAUGAAUUCGAUGGAGACGAGGAGUUCUACGUGGACCUGAAUAAGAAGGAGACUGUGUGGCAGCUGCCUGUGUUUAGUGAAUUUAGAAGGUUUGACCCCCAGGGUGCACUGAGAAACAUUGCUACAGGGAAACACUACCUGGACAUCAUGAUUAAACGCUCCAACUCCACCGCUGCGGUCAAUAAGGUUCCUGAGGUGACCGUGUUCCCCAAGUCUCCCGUGAUGCUGGGUGAGCCCAACACCCUCACCUGUGCCGUGGACAACAUCUUCCCUCCUGUGAUCAACAUCACAUGGCUGAGCAAUGGGCACGCAGUCACAGAGGGUGUUUCCGAAACCAGCUUCCUGUCCAAAAGUGAUCAUUCCUUCCUCAAGUUCAGUUACCUCACCUUCCUCCCGUCCGCUGAGGACGUUUACGACUGCAAGGUGGAGCACUGGGGCCUGGACCAGCCGCUGCUGAAGCACUGGGAGCCCGAGAUUCCGGCCCCCAUGUCAGAGCUGACGGAGACUGUGGUCUGCGCGCUGGGGCUGGCCGUGGGCCUCGUGGGCAUCGUGGUGGGCACCGUCCUCAUCAUCCAGGGCCUGCGCCCAGGUGGCGCCUCCAGACAAGGGCCCUUAUGAAGGGGAGGUGCCCACCCGCAAGAGCAGAGGAGUGGACGGGCUCGGCGACCAGCGCUGCUUUCUGUCCAAGGUCCCCAAGUUCCUUCUCUCUUCCCGCAGCCCUCCUCCCCCUUCUCCGUGACUAAAGGCGCCGUGUCCCCCUCAGACCUCACACACCUCUCGGAAUUCUCCCCCAAACUCCUGAAUUUUUUUCCCAAGUGUUACCUGUUGUGGGAUUCCUGGGUUAUUCCCUCAGUUACUUGGUCCUCAGUGACCCUGAACCAGUAUCUCCAUAUAAGAAUAAACCCCCUUCACCGGGUCUUUACUGAAGGGGUCUCCUGUUGUUUAUCUCAGGACUGACUAGGACCCUGGCCCCUAUGCUUCAGCCCAUUUAAUCUCAUUUCCCAGGUCAUGAUUUAUGCCCAGUAACACAAAAGAAAUCAGGUACAGUCUGAUGAUGUUUUGAUAUCUUAGCUGAGGUUAAUAUUUCUCUCUUCCUUGUGUUCCCAGCUUUGGCCACCCCCCCCCCCCCCCCAAUUCAGGCAUCGAUGAAAGUAAUAUAUACCUUCUGUCCUUGGUGGAAAUUUGUUAUAGGGGAAAUAUGAAAGCCAGGAAAUUAAUCUGCAUUUAUUUUAAUAGAGCUGUUAAAAGUUAUGACAGAGAAAUAAGUUACUAGAAAGAAAUUUUGAAUUUCAAAAGUAACAGUAGUAAGUACUUUUCCCCAAACUUUAAAUUUGUGAAGAAGUAAUGAUAGUAAAAGCUUUUUUGUCCCCUCCUCACCCUGGAGGUCAGAGUGCUCCAGGCAGAGGAAGCGGGUCAGGAGAGCAUUAGAGCAGACAGUAGUGCAGGUACCCGAGGACCGAACACUUUGUCCUUACUGGGGUAGUGACAGACGGAGAGGGUGGGGUAGGAACCGCAGGCACACUUCGGGGCCCUGGAUCACAGGGGCAGCUUGCCUCACCCCCUGGGUGAAGUCCUGCCGGGUAACCACGUGGGUUUUCCUGUGCCACCCUGGCGUGUCCGGGACGGGGUGACGAUGGCUGCAGGGUGGUCCUGGCAGUGAGCCCAGUCAGGCUCUCUGAAUGCCAUGUGUCCCUGUGAGCCCUGGGGGCCGCAGAACAGCCCACUGUCCCCAGCCCUGUUCUCCUCCUCUCCGGGCUACGGAAAGCACGGCCUGUGAGGGAAAUCGCGGGGGUGGGGGACACAGCACGGUUGGGAUCAUGCAGCUGUGGGUGCGGAUCCUCCCCUAGAUUCGCUGUCUCCAGUGGAAACCCUCCAGGGUGAAGGAUCACUGGGGGGUGCGCUGGCUCUCCUGGGGGUGCCCAACACUUCACGAGGGGAUGUGGCCUGACUGGGAGUCGUUGCGCCUUUGAAGUUGUCCUCAGCCCGUCGCCUCAGCUUUCCGCUCUGCAGUCCCCCGAUCCGCACGGGCACCCAGGACGCCAUCGCGGGGGAGCUGCCGAAGGCUGAGGCUGCCGCUCUGCAGUCCCCGAUCCGCACGGGCACCCAGAUGCCAUCGCGGGGGAGCUGCCGAAGGCUGAGGCUGCCGUCCGUGUAGGCCUCAGGGAGCUCCAGUGUAACGGGGGUAAAAGUAACAUGAUCAUCGAUAAAGCGUAGUUCCGUACAAAGAAACCUAAGUCGGAAUCCAGGACUCUGUACCUCAGAGCUAGGAUUUUAAACUCUGUAACCCUGGGUAAAGCAGCUAACAUUUCUGUGCCUUGUUUUUCUCAUCCGUACGUGGGAGCAAUAGUACUUUCCUUGCAGAGUUAUUGACAGAAUUGAGUAACUUGAUAUAUGGGCAGUGCCUUAUACAUAGUAUACAAAUAAAUAAGAAAC